CAUUCCCAAUAAGCUCUGUAGCUGUUACCCAACGGACUACAAAUUACUAAAACUGAAAAAAAAAAGGGAAAGUAGAUUGCCAAAAAGGAAAACAACACUUUCCCUUUUACCAAACGGCACAAAAGAAAAGUGAAAGACUGAAUUUUUCUUCAGAAAAUCUCACGCCUUAGCAGUCUUUAUCUCAGUUUUGUGUAAUUGAAGCUCAAAACAGUAAGUGGGGUUGUCUUGAUUUUUUUUUUUAUUUGGGAGUUAUUAUUUCUGCUGAUCUGUUUAUAUUUCAAGAACAAGGUAAGUGUUUUUGGGUAUUUGAUAUCUGGGGAGAUUUGGUUGAUUUAAUGUGGUUUUGGGUGUGUUGUGUUUGUUGAUCUUACGUAAUCUUUUUGGGUCUUUAGUCUUUUUUGGUUCCUUUUUGGGUUAUGUAUAUUGCUGAAUCUGACUUUUUUUAGGGGGAAAAAGGUCAAUGGAGUUUAAGGUUUUAUCUGUUUAUCAUUCUUGAUCUUAAAAAAGAAUUUUUUUUUUAUGAUUCUGGUUGAGAAAAGAUUAAGAUUUUGUGGGUUUUGAUGUGGCUAUUCUAGGUUAGUCUGUAAAUUAGUUCUUUCCAGAUAGGGGAUUUUGUGUUAUCAGUUUUGAACUGUGAUUUUGAUCUUAACAAAAUCAGGUCCUUACCCGGACCUCGUAAUAGGGGGAGCUUUAGUGCUUAUUUUUUGAUCUCAACAAGUUCAGAGUCUUGUGAUUCUGAGUGUGAGAGAGCUGUUGUAUUAUUUUGGUUUGCUGUUUAAGUUUUGGAUUGUUGGGUAGAACCCUUGUGGCUACUGUGGAGAUCUGGGACUUGCUUAAUCUGUUAUGUCCCAUGAGAACUUUUUUCCCUUCAGAGUCUUGUAAAGAAACACAUCUGAAAUCAAUUAAUCCUCAGUCAUGGCUCCAAGUUGAAAGAGGGAAGCUUGCCAAAAUUUCAUCUGAAUCUGCUUCUUCUAUAGAUUCUUUGAUCAAGGUCCCAGAACCACCAAUUCUUCCAUUCUUUAAACCUGUUGAUUAUGUUCAAGUUUUAGCAAAAAUCCAUGAAGAGCUUGAAUCAUGUUCCCCACAAGAGAGGUCGAAUCUCUAUUUGCUGCAGUUUCAGGUCUUUAAGGGCCUCGGAGAAGUUAAAUUAAUGAGGAGAAGCCUUCGCUCAGCUUGGUCGAAAGCAAGUACAGUUUAUGAAAAACUUGUAUUUGGGGCGUGGUUGAAAUACGAGAAGCAAGAUGAAGAGCUCAUUUCUGACUUGCUUUCUAGUUGUGGCAAGUGCGCAAAGGAGUUUGGAGCAAUAGACAUAGCAUCUGAAAUGCCUGCCCAUAAGAAAUUAAGUUCUCAUGGAGUCAUCACCACAAAUGAGGAUUCUUGUCCAAGAACUGUUUCUUUUAGAAUUGCGGAUGAGAAAAUAGCAUGUGACAGGCAGAAAAUUGCCAGCCUUUCAGCUCCAUUUCAUACCAUGCUCAAUGGUUGUUUCACAGAAUCGUUUUGUGAGGAAAUAGAUUUGUCUGAAAACAAUAUUUCACCCCUGGCAAUGAGGGUGAUCAAUGAAUUCAGCUCAACCGGUUUAUUGAAUGAAGUGUCCCCUGAUCUGCUGUUGGAAAUAUUGGUAUUUGCCAAUAAGUUUUGUUGUGAAAGCCUCAAGGAUGCUUGUGACCGAAAGCUCGCGUCUUUAAUUUCAUGUCGACAAGAUGCUCUAGAACUCCUUGAAUGUGCCCUUGAAGAGAACUCCCCUGUCCUUGCUGCGUCAUGUUUGCAAGUAUUUUUACGUGAACUCCCAGAUUCUCUGAAUGACAGUCAAGUAGUUGAACUGUUAAGCAAUACUACCAGGCAACAAAGGUCAAUUAUGAUAGGUCCUGCCUCAUUUUCACUCUAUUGUUUGUUAAGUGAAGUUUCGAUGAACCUUGAUCCUAGAUCAGAUGAAUCUGUUCGUUUUUUGAGAACACUGGUAGACUCAGCUGAAACCAGCCAACAGAAAAUGGUCGCAUAUCAUCGUUUAGGAUGCGUUAAAUUUCUUAGGGAAGAGCUUGAUGAAGCUGAGCAACUGUUUGAGGCUGCUUUUAAUUUGGGUCACACUUAUUCAGUUAUUGGUUUGGCUAGAUUAGGUCAAAUAAGGGGUCAUAAACGCUGGGCAUAUGAGAAGCUCGGUUCUGUUAUUUCUUCCUCAAUUCCUCUUGGAUGGAUGUACCAAGAGAGCUCGCUAUAUUGUGAAGGAGAAAAGAGGUGGGAUGACCUUGAAAAAGCAACUGAGCUUGAUCCUACACUGACAUACCCCUAUAUGUUUCGAGCUGCAUCCUUGAUGAGGAAGCAAAAUGCUCAAGCUGCUCUUUCAGAAAUAAACAGAAUCCUUGGAUUCAAACUGGCAUUGGAGUGCUUGGAACUCCGCUUUUGUUUUUACCUUGCUCUAGAGGAUUACCAAUUAGCAAUAUGUGAUAUACAGGCAAUCCUCACACUUUGCCCAGAUUAUCGCGUGUUUGAAGGACGAGUUGCAGCAUCGCAACUCCGUACUCUUCUACGCGAGCAUGUAGAGAAUUGGACAGAAGCUGAUUGUUGGCUGCAGUUGUAUGAUAGAUGGUCAUCAGUUGAUGAUAUUGGAUCUCUUUCAGUAAUAUACCAGAUGCUCGAGUCUGAUGCAGCAAAAGGUGUUCUUUACUUCAGACAGUCCCUGCUUCUCCUCCGAUUGAAUUGUCCAGAUGCAGCCAUGAGGAGUUUACAGUUGGCUCGCCAGCAUUCAUCUAGUGAACAUGAACGUCUGGUUUAUGAGGGAUGGAUCUUAUAUGAUACUGGCCACUGUGAAGAAGGUCUACAGAAAGCAGAAGAGUCCAUUAGCAUCAAGAGAUCUUUUGAAGCAUUCUUCCUGAAAGCGUAUGCUUUAGCUGACUCUAGCCUUGAUGCAUCUUGUUCAUCAACUGUCAUAUCACUUCUUGAGGAUGCCUUGCGAUGCCCUUCAGAUAGGCUUCGCAAAGGUCAGGCCCUGAACAAUCUUGGCAGUGUGUAUGUCGACUGCGGUAAAUUGGAUGCUGCAGCUGAUUGCUACAUUAAUGCCCUUAAAAUCCGGCAUACCCGGGCUCACCAAGGUCUUGCUCGUGUACAUUUCUUGAGAAAUGAUAAGGUGGCUGCUUAUGAUGAAAUGACCAAACUGAUUGAGAAGGCCAAGAAUAAUGCAUCUGCCUACGAGAAGAGAUCAGAAUACUGUGACCGUGACCGCACAAAGGCUGACCUAGAGAUGGUCACUCGUCUAGAUCCUCUUAGAGUUUACCCUUACAGAUAUCGAGCUGCAGUUCUGAUGGACAACCACAAGGACAAGGAAGCCAUUGAAGAACUUUCGAGGGCCAUUGCAUUUAAAGCCGAUCUUCAUCUUUUACACCUGCGAGCUGCUUUUCAUGAGCAUAUAGGUGAUGUUAUGGGUGCAUUGCGAGAUUGUCGAGCUGCUCUCUCUGUUGACCCAAAACAUCAAGAAAUGUUGGAACUUCAUAGUCGUGUGAACAGUCAAGAACCUUAAAAGAAAUGACUAAUGAGCAACAAGACAAUGUAUGCAAGGACAAUAGGAGGGGGAAACUUGUGUGUCUUAUUUGGGGACACAAAAGUGUAAAAUUAAUUGAGAAAGACUUUUCUCCCUUUUUCCUUUUUUCUACCUCCGUUGGAUGCCACAAGCAUCUCCUUGUUUAUCUUAGUUCCAAAAUUUUGUAAUAUGCUCCAAAAUUCUUUGUUAAUAUUAUUUAUAUUAAUGAAAAUCUUUAUUCUCUCUCUCUA
This is a messenger RNA of Solanum pennellii, 3762 nucleotides long. RefSeq names its product ETO1-like protein 1. NCBI's taxonomy places the organism in Eukaryota, Viridiplantae, Streptophyta, Magnoliopsida, Solanales, Solanaceae. The record is from RefSeq and is a predicted model, not a curated record. The transcript is spliced from 5 exons. Gene Ontology annotation, biological process: negative regulation of ethylene-activated signaling pathway. Bases 851 to 3511 code for a protein of 886 amino acids. Gene Ontology annotation, molecular function: protein binding.